This is a messenger RNA of Drosophila montana, 945 nucleotides long. RefSeq lists its product as uncharacterized. The transcript has 3 exons. Bases 150 to 668 code for a protein of 172 amino acids. Lineage: Eukaryota; Metazoa; Arthropoda; Insecta; Diptera; Drosophilidae. The record is from RefSeq and is a predicted model, not a curated record.
GUUUAUGUGCCUGCAAGGGUAUUCAAUGUUCGUUGUAAACCCAGCCUUUCAAGUCCGCCCAAUCACAGCGGCUUUUGAAAUAUGAGCGAACACUUUCAGGAUUCGGUGUAGAAAAUAUGCAGUGACAACAAAGUGGGCGUGUAGUCAAGAUGCCCACUCCGUCAUGGGAGCGGUCGAGGCCCAUUAAGCGUUCGAACAAGAGCAGCAUCUUUCCGGAUGAUGGACAACGGCGACCCCAGUUGUUUGUUGCCUCGUUUGAACGGAAAACGGAACGUCCGCAGAUGAGUCAGUUGAUUGGCUGGGAAUAUGGUCGUGAAUGGCUAAAGGAACGCGAUGAGUUUCUCCGUCACGAUACCUUCAAGUCGAACAAGCGAUUCAUUGAGCCGGACUUCAAUUGGUGGCUAAAGAAGCGCCAAAUUGUGCUCGAUCGCAGGAAGCUCUUUACGCGCCGUCGCCGGGCGCCAUCGGAUCCCAAGAAGUGCUAUGAGAUGACCGCGUUCGAUAACGCCAGGCAGCUGCGGCUGGAGCGCGAACUGCAGCAACUGCAUCCCGAACGUGCCACACUCUAUGAAAUCAAAUGCGAAUGUGCCGAUUGCAAGCAGAAGAGAUGCCGCAACUACUUGCCACAGCAGGCCCAAGUUCAACGAACAGACCAUGUCAUGUGCUGAGCUUUACUUGGAUUGGAUGGCACGUGGCAAGUUUCGCCCACAAAUGAUACACAACAGAAAAAACAUUUUUUUUUUUUUUUUUGGCACACCAAAUGCAGAAGUUCUCGAGAAGAUCGGCGAUCGGCAGCUACCAAGGUCGAAUUCUGAAUGGGUUGGACGACCGCACCGCUCAAAAUUAUUGCCAUCUAACGAGAUGUGACCCAGACCACAGCCGGCUCCAUCAAUAGAUCGCUCGUGUUGUCAAUCCCCAAUUAAAAUGCGAAGCACGCUUUGCAAA